Trachemys scripta elegans is the source of this 3486-nucleotide messenger RNA. RefSeq names its product POF1B actin binding protein (gene POF1B). Gene Ontology annotation, cellular component: bicellular tight junction; actin filament; adherens junction. Gene Ontology annotation, biological process: bicellular tight junction assembly; epithelial cell morphogenesis; actin filament organization. The transcript is spliced from 14 exons. Lineage: Eukaryota; Metazoa; Chordata; Testudines; Emydidae. The coding region runs from base 1 to 1833 and encodes 610 amino acids. Gene Ontology annotation, molecular function: actin filament binding. The record is from RefSeq and is a predicted model, not a curated record.
AUGUACGGCGGCCAGCAGCAGUUGCAGCCCCAGGCGCUGCCCCAGCACCUGCAGCAUCACCGGCCGCAGCAUCACCGGCCCGAGCCCUGCUACCACACGCUGCCUCUGCCGCACCACCGGCCUCGGCAGUGCCCCGAGCCGCUGCCGUGCUACGAGCCGCCGCCCCUGCAGAGCCGGCCCCGGCCGUGCCCCGAGCCGCUGCCGUGNCCCCGGCCGUGCCCCGAGCCCCUGCCGAGCUGGCCCCAGCAGUGCCCCGAGCCGCUGCCCAAGCCAUGCCCCGAUCUGCGGCCCCUGCCCUGCCCGGAGCCGCUGCCCCACCAGCACCAUCAGCAUCAGGACGGCAACGUGGUGUACGAGCGGGUGAGGACCUAUAGCUGCCCCGGGGGCAAGCGGGUGCAGGUGCUGGAGCCCCCUCCGUGCUCCCCCAGGCCGGUGUCCCCGCUGGAGAACGCGUCAGGCCACCAGCAUGUCAUCUGGAGCUGCGACCCGCCUCAGCAGUUACAGGAGCCAUUGUCUCCGUUUCUGAGAGGAGGAAGUUACUGCCCAGGGAAUAAUGUUAUCUAUGAAAAGACAAUAAGAAAAUAUGAGUUGCUAAAUCCUGAACAGGAGAAACAAUACCAGUUUUCCCACCAGUCCAACCAAUCCCAGGUUAGCCAGGUAUGCCAGCAAUCUGAACAGCCCCAAAUCAUCCACCAGUGCCGAGAAACACGAAGUUGCAGUCCCUGCGAAAUAAGCUCAAUCUCUGUGAGUGAUGGUGGAAGAGGAACGAACACAGUGCAGAGGGUAACAAUCCGAGGCUGUGAAGAAGAACCAGUACACAGUCUUCAAGAAGCUAAUGGGCAGCUGGACUCCAGAUAUUUUGGCGAGCUACUUGCUGAAGUGAACCGCAAGAGCAAUGACCUGUACAGCUGUUUACUGCAGCAUGUGGAAAAGAUAGGAAGAAGGACACAGGACAAUGAAUCUACACGUCAAGUAGAAGAUAUUGAAGGUUUGAUUCCCAAAGGACUGUCGGAGUUGACAAAGCAGCAAAUUCGCUAUCUCCUGCAGAUGAGAGUGACAUCCGAUAAAUCACUGCGACUUGUACUUUCCACUUUUGGCAGUUUGCGCGAGGAGCUUUGCCAUCUACAAGAUGACUUAGGGAAAUUGGAAACUGACAAGAUGUUACUAGAGAAAGAUCUGGCUUUUAAAGAAUCUCAGGUGAAGGAGUAUGAAACACUGUUGGCAUCUGUGAGAGAGAAUAAUCGCCAACAGCAGCAAGGACUCAGAGACAGUGCUUCAAAAUGUCGUUCAUUGGAGGAACAGAUCAUCUCUCUCCGGUAUGCUGAGGGAGAGAAGGACUGUCGGAUAAAAGAACUGGAAUACUGCAAGCGUGCCUUGGAACAAGAGAUCCAGAACCUGAGAAUGCAGACCUGUUCUAAUCCAGUGAUACAAACCACCACAGAUGAGCUCUCUAGUCGUUACGUGGAGAUGAUUAACAACCUGAGAGAGGAUAAAGAUAGAGAGAUCCGCAAUCUUAGGUCCCAGCUAAACCAGUUCCAGCAAGAUAUUUCAAGAAGAGAUGGAAGUAACAGUGACUUCCAGAUGAGGCUGCAUGAACUUACUUCAAUGUUAGAAGAGAAGGAGACUUUUAUUAAACAGCAGCAAGAGGAACUCUUUAGGUUGAAGCAAGAAAGAUUAUCAUGCAAUCAAUCCACAGGUGUAACAAAGUCUAUCAUCACAAAAAAGUACAUGAACCAAUAUCCAAUCCUUGGUCUCCUGUCUGAUGACUACAUGGUUUCAUCACCAGUUAGACAAACAGAGACUAUUGUAAUUGAGAAGACUGAAGCAAUGUAGAAACAUGAAUGAGCAGCUGGGACCGCCACUGGAUCUGUUCAAAGGCGCUCAUACCAAAUGACUGUAUCAUUGCUUUACCUGCUGCUGUUUUUCAUCAUUAAAAGGUUCAGUUUAAUAUUUAGAACCAGGCCUUUCCCUGAACCCCUGUCUAAUGUGUAUGUGUUAAAGACACACAGUGGGAAAUAAUGGAUUGUGAAAAGCAAUGGCUGGCCUUACUCAAAGCAAGCAAUUAACUUCUAUCUGAUGAAGAACAUGCAUUUUUCAUAGUCUGCCCAUUUUAACCACUGUGUCGUAACACACACAAUACUAGCAUUACUUGCAGUUAAAUCCCAGACACUACAUUCUCUAUGGAGAUGAAAAGUAACAUACCAUUUAUGAUGUUCAGUCAUUCCACACCACGUUGAGUAAAGGGGUAUUUUCCAUUCCUUUGUCUUACUUGCUGCAUUACUAAGGAGAGGACCAAAAACCCCACCUAUAUUUAGUUUGCAUGUUGGCUUUUUCUCUGCAUGCAUGGUGAAGAAUAAUUGUCAUAACAGUUGUGAACGGUAGAGACAAAAUUACAUCGAUUACAAAUGACGGUAAAGUUUGACAUGUAUCUCUGUGGUAAGCACGUCAUCAUUUCUUGCAAGGGCGGCACUCAUGAUUUUGAUACACUUAAGUGUUUACAAGAUUUUCUAGCAGUAGAAACUGGUACCACUAUUUUAAAGUGUUACUUUAUUACUUCACGGAUCUUAGAUUGGUUCCAAUCCUGCACUUAUCUCUUAUCAUCUGUCCAUACUGAGAUCAAAUGCUAAGUGCAGCCAAGAGGUGUAUCUAGAACUAAUGGAAAUGUAAUCAAUACAUAAAAAAAGCACACAUAAAAAUUGUGAUCUCAAAAUGGCAUGAGAAAUUCUAGAAGGAAGUUACCUCUCUGAAAAUUUCUCUACAUAAACUAACCAAAAUGCUUUAACUUGGGAGCAACUCCAUCCAAGAUAAACUCCCUCCAUCCAGCUCCUCAGUGCUGGGCCAUAAGUGAUGAGUACCAAUUUUGCAGAUAUAUUUUAUGAAAAACAACAUCUCUAAUUUGGCAAAAUAAUCUUGUAAACUUUUAAAUUUAAGGUAACUAAGUUUUAAAAAGAACAUUAAAGAUCAUAUGAAUAAGUUUUUGACUGAACCUUUAUAAACUGAAAAACAGCUGUGACUAUUUGUACCAGGCAUAGUUUAAGAUUCUUGAAAUUUACUUGUAAAUCAAAAUUUCAAGAAUGUGGUGUAUACAUUUUUUUUUAUAUUGGGAAAAGUAGAAUGAAAAUAGUGCUUGGGCUAUAUUCUGUUGUUAAUGGAGGAAAAUUCCCACUUGAUUCAGGACUACAGAAUGUGUCCCAAUGAUUUUGGUGUAAGAGAUAAAAUAGAAAAAGAAGUAAUUUGAAGCAAGGGGGUAAGGUUUGAAAAUAUAUAUGUAUAAAAAAAGAAGAUAAGGGAGAAGAGGAAUUAAGGGAUCUACAAUACUUAAAUAGGUGCUAGCUUUUAAAUGCUUUUGUAAAGGUUUUCCUUUUCUAUUUUUCUGUGGAUUGAUUUAGUUAUAGGCACUUGGAGUCCAUUUUAUAUCCAUACAGAUGGUCAAUAUAUAUGUUGGUGAGAGUACUUGUGACCUAUGGGUGAUAAUAGCUGGGAAAU